Molecule: messenger RNA, 1728 nt
Organism: Clonostachys byssicola
Lineage: Eukaryota; Fungi; Ascomycota; Sordariomycetes; Hypocreales; Bionectriaceae
Source: the annotation of a GenBank genome assembly
AUGAUAACACUGCAGGCCCGCAAGCUGGCGGAUGGUUUUGAUACCAGCACUCGCCAGCUUAUCCAUCUUGACAGCCCCAAUGCCCUCAACCUGCAACAACUCGUUCUCAUUCCCAUCCCAAACACCAGCCUUGAUGCUCCUCAGCACAUCCAAGGCGGCAAUAACCCCUCUGCCAUCCCUCCGCAGUCCGAGAAUAUCCACCAAGCAUCGAAGCACGCGAUCGAGAAUGAAGAACAUCUGGCCCCGGUCGCCGAGAAGCUCCUUGCGAGCAGCGUGGGUCAAUUUAUUAGGCAGAGGCCCGCCCUGGAGCUGGAUCUGUAUGAGAAGAAAGGGUUUAUGCCACGGCUGCGAGACAUUCUCGCGCAACAUGUACGGUAUCCCCGUGUGCUCGUUGAUGUGGCGGAAGAAGGCCCUCUCGGCCUGCUUGAUUGGAAACGCAGCAUAUUCUGCGGUGGAGGAGCAGGCGGUUUCGAGGACGGUGCGUCGGUCAGGGCCGGGGCUGAUCUUCAAGAGCGACUGGAAAGUUUUCUGGGCAAGCUUGUAUCGGUCUUGAAUCUCACGGAACUCUGUCGUGGCUUCCGCUUGGUUGGGCCUGGUAGACUUUUGAGCGGCUUCCUGCAUUGUCGUCGCCAUCUUUUCAAUAGAUGUGGUGUUCUGGAUUCUUUGCCACCACGACUCGGGACGGCUCUUGCGCAAACAGGUGAGGGUGGCACCGGCGUCGGCAACAGCGCUGGCGACGCUGCCGCUGCCAACAAGGGUGUACUUGUAGGGGAGGUCGCUGCCCUUGAUGGUGCCGACGGCGACUUCGUUGGUGGCGCCGCCGAGGUCGACGUCGUUGGUGACGACGUAGCCGGUGGUGUCGGAGUCGCGGAAGACGAUGGGGCUCUUGGUGUCGGAGAACUUGGUGGACUCAACGAGAACCUGAGCGCCGAGACGGGAGUUGAUGGCGUUGUUGAUGAUGCCCUCGUACAGGGAGUUGUAGAUGUGGACGGUGCCGAAGCGGACGGAGGGGCCACGCGAGUUGAUGUUGGACCAGUGGACGUUGGCGUAGGUGACGGUCAGGUGGCCCUUGUCCUCGCUCUCGUUGGAGUCGGAGUGGCCGACCAGGGAGGCCUUCCAGUGGUCGUGGAUCUUGGAGUUGGAGAUAGUGACAUAGUCGGACGCGUGGGUGACGUCGAAGAGACCGUCGUAGUCGUCCUUGCCGGCGCUCAGGUCGCCGCUGAGGUCGACGUGGUCGACCCAGACGUUGGUGGAGGCAUCAAUGCCGAUGGCGUCACCGUCCGAGGCCUUGACCUUGGAGAUCUUGAGGUUGCGGAUGAUGACGUUCUUGACCUUCCUGACGUAGAAUCCAACGCCCUCAAGCGAGGCACCGCCAGAGGCACCGACAAUGGUUUUGUCAGAAGAAGGGCGGAUCUUGCCGGCGCCAGUGAUGGUACCGGAAACGACAAUCACAGCAGGGCCAUCGGCCUUGGCAGCGGCGCUGAAGGAAGCAAAGUCGCUGACGGUGGUGGUGGUACCGCCGGCACCACCGGUCGUGCCACCGUUGGCACUGGCAAAACCGAGGCUGGCGGCCUCGGUGAUGGAGGCACGCUUCUCAAGGCUGCGCUUGUCGACCUUGUUGAUGGUAGGGGUGGGGCUGGCAAGAGUGAGGCCGGCCAGGGCGGCGAGAGGAGCGAUCUGGGAGAACUUCAUGUUGACUGCUUUAACGAAAGUGGAACCGGUCCGUAA